UGAACUUCCUACUCCUUCCAAAGUUCUUCGAUAUUGGGCGCAGCUGGCCAAACCACAGACACCAGCGUUUCCCCUGGUCUAUCGACUAUUGAUUUCAGUUACCCUUUUUCUCACGACCAGCUCUGACUGGAUUAGCACCAUAUAAACAGCACCCAUCGUGCUCUAAAAGCUUCAUUCCCCGACUUGCUCCUGGCCUCGUACUCAUAACACCGGUUCAUCAUGCGCGCAUUCCAGCUUUUAGCACUAUUAGGAGCUGUAUCCCUCACUCACGCCCAGGAGACCAACUUCAGCCCCGCGGACGACAGGCAUGACCUGGUUUACUCAAUCGACCGAAGUGCACCGCCGCAAGGGGUCAACUACAACUCCGCCCUAGUGUUGCCAUCAGGAAUCGUAGCCGUCGAGGUUAGCGCCACUCCGCAAGCCUCAGAGCCGAAGUUCAUGAAGAGAACAGACGGCACAUGCCAACCCAAGCCCACAGGAGCUGGAUUCAAGGUGGAACCAGACACAAGCUAUGCAUUUCUCAACUCUCCACAACUGGCUUCGGCAGCUAGCUUUGCGCCAACCCCAUCGAACUAUACGCAGGCCUUCAGGAACCUCCAUGCUUCCAGCAGCGCUUACGGCUUUCUAGGGUACAUCGCUUUGGAUUCCUAUGAUACAAAUCUGUGUGCAUCCAAGUGCAAUGAACAGGACGGUUGUCUCGCCAUCAACAUCUUCUUCGAGCGUAACCCAAGUCAAGAGGUCGGCCCCAAAUGCCCGAACCCGCCUUCAACAACACAUAUUAAAUGCGCGUUUUGGAGUGGACUAGUUACUAUAGAAAACACCAAUAACGCCGGGUACACCGAUCAUGACUUUGAGGUUGUGAUUACAGGCUCGAAUGGAUACAAUAAAGGGAAGAUGGAUAGAGUCAAAGGGUACAGUGGAGUCAAAGGAUCUUCGCCGAGGGCCCUUUCGAAUCCGUUAUUUGUGUUAGCACUUGUACCGUUGCUGGGGCGUGCAAUGUAGCGCAUCCACCGGCUUCUAGCAAAGCGCGGACCUUUGGGUCGCAAACACACCGGACAAACCCAAAGUGCACUCUUCAAUCACGGUGAGCUUCACAAA
This is a messenger RNA of Lindgomyces ingoldianus, 1098 nucleotides long. RefSeq lists its product as uncharacterized. NCBI's taxonomy places the organism in Eukaryota, Fungi, Ascomycota, Dothideomycetes, Pleosporales, Lindgomycetaceae. The transcript has 3 exons. The coding region runs from base 220 to 1002 and encodes 260 amino acids. The record is from RefSeq and is a predicted model, not a curated record.